This is a messenger RNA of Candoia aspera, 912 nucleotides long. It is a transcript of the gene C5H11orf42, whose product is annotated as chromosome 5 C11orf42 homolog. The coding region runs from base 1 to 912 and encodes 303 amino acids. The transcript has 3 exons. NCBI's taxonomy places the organism in Eukaryota, Metazoa, Chordata, Lepidosauria, Squamata, Candoiidae. The record is from RefSeq and is a predicted model, not a curated record.
AUGGAUAGCGGAGGGGCCCCAUGUCUCGAGAUCAGUGAGGCAGAUGCCAAUUGGGAACUGAUCCGGGACAAGGUCAUCGAGGAGCGCUUUGGGCCCACCGUUGUGCCAGUCCCCUUCCUGGAAGACGCCGCCUCCUACGAUCUCCUGACAGUGCUGAUCAAGAAGCCGCAGCUGGGGCAGAACCCCCUGCGCAGGCAGUGCUGCCUGGUGCCCAUCGGGCCCCUGGAGAGCCUGCUGCCCGGAGGCAUGGCCCCGCGGGAGCUGACCCACUGCACCCGCGAGUAUAGUGCCCGGGUGAGGGGCGAAUCCCGCUACGAGGAGACGCGGCUGGUGGACGGGGCCCUGCGGCACAUUCGCCUCAGCAUGGCUGGUGUCCACAAGAAAGUGGCCUUCCUGGUGCUGCGCCCUGGGGCAGUGGCCCUGCGCCCUGACCUGCCAUGGCUCCGCUCCCAGAGCAGCGUCUAUGUGGUCCAUGAAGUCUUCUAUGCCAGCAGCCUGUCGCUGGCUGUCACCCAGGGAGCCGAGCACCGCCGCUUCCUCCGGGAGCAGCCCCUCCCCGUGGCCUUCUCCUGCCUCAAGUUUGCCCUUGGCCACAAAGGCUUGCUAGGCUCCCAGAAGCCUGUGGGCCGCACCCUGCCCGCCCGGGCCACAUGGGUGAGGAUGGCGGCGCCGGAGGCCUCCCCCACCACCGGGCCUCUGGAGCCCCCCCUGCCAAGAGACAGCACAGCCAUUCGCAAGCGCUGGAGGGCCCUGGGCAGGCCCCUGCGGACAGUGGCAGGGAAAUGGCCCUUCAAGCAGCGACGGCCCAGGCUGGGGCCCUCCUGCAGCGGCAGCCUGGCUGAUCCCGAGAGGCACUCCAUGUCCCUGCCGCUCCUGCAGAGUGUCACGGCCGAGAGUGACACGGAAGAGUGA